Messenger RNA from Alternaria alternata, 975 nucleotides. Its product is annotated as histone H2A. Lineage: Eukaryota; Fungi; Ascomycota; Dothideomycetes; Pleosporales; Pleosporaceae. Bases 105 to 509 code for a protein of 134 amino acids. Gene Ontology annotation, cellular component: nucleosome. The transcript has 3 exons. Gene Ontology annotation, molecular function: DNA binding; protein heterodimerization activity; structural constituent of chromatin. The record is from RefSeq and is a predicted model, not a curated record.
UCUCGACACUCCACGCCCACAACCAGCUCAACCCGCUCGCGCAACUCAUCUCUCUCACCACUCCCACUUUCUCAAAUAACCCACCCCAACCAAACUCCUUCAAAAUGACUGGCGGCAAAUCCGGAGGCAAGGCCAGCGGCUCCAAGUCCAGCGCUCAAUCCCGUUCAUCCAAGGCCGGUCUCGCUUUCCCCGUCGGUCGUGUCCACCGUCUUCUCCGCAAGGGCAACUACGCUCAGCGUGUCGGUGCCGGUGCCCCCGUCUACCUCGCUGCCGUCCUCGAGUACCUCGCUGCUGAGAUUCUCGAGUUGGCCGGUAACGCUGCCCGCGACAACAAGAAGACCCGUAUCAUUCCCCGUCAUCUCCAGCUCGCCAUCAGGAACGACGAGGAGUUGAACAAGCUUCUCGGACACGUCACCAUCGCCCAGGGUGGUGUCCUCCCCAACAUUCACCAGAACCUUCUGCCCAAGAAGACAGCCAAGCCUGGCAAGGGUCCUUCGCAGGAGCUCUAAACGCGUCCUGCAUUUGAGUUUCUUCUUCACGGCGUGGUUACUUCAUGGGUCUUUUUCAUCUGCAAUGAUAAUGGGAGUCGGUCUGGGUUUGGGUUCUCGGCUUUUUACGGGAUUUAUACCAGAGCUGUAUAUUAGCUGGUUGUAUUGACGACCGCGAGCUCAUGAGCUGAAUCGAGCAUAUCACUUCAAUAUUUGUCUUUUGCCGUGACUUUGCCUUGGUUUGCAUUUAGUUUUGUACUGUGUCUGCGAGUUGGCGCUUGCAGAUUGAGCGGUGGAGGUACAUCGGGAAGCUAUCAGCCUCACACCAGCCAUUCCUCAUACCGGUAGAUCCACGCGGCACGCGAUCUCGAGGCGGUCAACUGGUGCGACAACGUUGCAUUCGGCAAGUCUGCGAUUGCGCAACUUUGACAAUGUACUCUGCAUAGAAGUGCCGUGUAGAAAUCAUGCAGUUGUGAUUCUUGCAACU